Anguilla rostrata (American eel) is the source of this 1790-nucleotide messenger RNA. It is a transcript of the gene asl, whose product is annotated as argininosuccinate lyase. Bases 341 to 1738 code for a protein of 465 amino acids. The record is from RefSeq and is a predicted model, not a curated record. The transcript has 16 exons. Lineage: Eukaryota; Metazoa; Chordata; Actinopteri; Anguilliformes; Anguillidae. Gene Ontology annotation, cellular component: cytosol. Gene Ontology annotation, molecular function: argininosuccinate lyase activity.
GUUUCCCGGACCUUUUAGGCGGAGCUAGUAGCCUAGUCCGCCCAAAUUCCAUCUGUUUGGGAAUAAAACCACUGGAAAGAUCACAGAAAAAGCUGAAAUGUUUAUUCGUUAGUGGUUCUUCUGACGAGGGAAGGAUAUUUGAUCUAAAUGCAAUGAGAAGCAUUUUUGCUCUGCGGAAAUCACACGUAGCCAGAAACCCGUUAGUUUCAGAUAGACAGCUAGCAGGCUUGCGGGUCGGCAAACCCCUUUGUCACUUUUCCCAAACUCGCUGUGCCGUUUGAUUUAGAAGCAAGACAAGGGUCCAGAUUUAGAUCGUUUGGUCCGGACUCCCACUGAAACUAUGGCUGGCUCAGAGGGAAACAAAUUAUGGGGCGGAAGGUUUGUCGGGGAUACUGACCCCAUUAUGGAAAAGUUUAACGCUUCGAUCGCUUACGACCGAAGAAUGUGGAACGCCGACAUUCAAGGCAGUAAAGCUUACGUGAAGGCGCUGGAGAGAGCCGAACUCGUCAGCGAAAGAGAGAUGGAGGAUAUUUUGCAGGGACUCGACAAGGUGAGCGCGGUUUGGGUGGCAGGUGCAGUUGAGGUCAAACCCGCGGAUGAGGACAUUCACUCAGCCAACGAGCGCAGACUGAAGGAGCUGAUUGGUUCAGCCGCGGGGAAGCUGCACACAGGAAGGAGCCGGAACGACCAGGUGGUGACAGACAUGAGGCUUUGGAUGCUUGAUGCAAUCUCAACCCUGAAGGAUGACAUCAUACAGCUCAUCAACACCAUGGUGGAGCGUUCUGCUGCGGAGAUCGACGUCCUGUUUCCUGGUUACACCCACAUGCAGAGGGCCCAGCCAAUCAGGUGGAGCCACUGGAUCCUAAGUCACGCGGUUCCCCUGACCAGAGACACUGAGAAACUGGAGGAGAUUCGGAGACGGGUGAACGUCCUGCCCCUGGGAAGUGGAGCUAUUGCUGGGAACCCAUUCGGAAUCGACCGCGAGUUCCUCCGUGCAGAGCUCAGUUUCGAUGCGGUCAGCAUAAACAGCAUGGAUGCAACGGGACAGAGGGACUUUGUAGUGGAGUUCCUGUUCUGGGGUUCUCUGUGUCUCACUCACCUCAGUAAGAUGGCGGAAGACCUGCUCCUGUACAGCACCAAGGAGUUCUCCUUCGUCACGCUCUCCGACGCAUACAGCACCGGCAGCAGUUUGAUGCCUCAGAAGAAGAACGGUGACAGUCUGGAGCUGAUCCGCAGCAAAGCGGGCCGGGUGUUCGGGAGGUGCGCAGGGUUUCUGAUGACACUGAAAGGACUCCCCAGCACAUAUAACAAAGACUUACAGGAGGAUAAGGAGGCCAUGUUCGACUGCUACGACACCAUGCACUCCGUCCUGCAGGUGACCACUGGGGUCAUGUCCACUCUCAAGAUCAACCCCAGUGUCAUGCAGGCGGCUCUCAGCCCAGACAUGCUGGCCACCGAUCUGGCCUAUUACCUUGUGCGGAAGGGGGUUCCAUUUCGGGAGGCACACAGCUGCUCUGGGAAAGCCGUGUUUCUGGCCGAAUCCAAGAACGUCUCCCUGAACCAGCUGAGCCUGGAGGACCUGCACACAGCCAGCCCGCUGUUUGCUGAUGACGUGUCAGCGGUGUGGGACUACACCAGCAGUGUGGAGCAGUACAGCGCCCCCGGUGGCACAGCCAAGAGCAGCGUCUCAGCGCAGAUCGAGCACGUUCGCAGCUGGCUCACAAAGCACAGGCAAUGAGCCUGACGCCCCCUGUAACCCCCCUCACCCCCCAUUACCCUGUGCUGGACAA